GAAGAGCGAAAGCGAAAGCGAAGAGCGAAGCAAGAGAAAAGCGAAGAAGAGCGAAGAGAAGCGAAGAGAGCGAAGAAGAGCGAAGAGCGCGAAGAGAGCGAAGAGAAGAGAGAGAGCGAGAGAGAGAGUGCGAGAAGAGCGAGCGAGAGAGAAGCGAGAGAGAGAAAGCGAGAGAGCGAGAGAGAGCGAGAGAGAGAGCGAGAGAGAGCGAGAGAGAGAAAGCGAGAGAAGAGCGAAGAAAGCGAAAGCGAAAGCGAAGAGAGCGAGAGAGAGAAAGAGAGAAGCGAAAGCGAGAGAGAGCGAGAGAGAGCGAAGCGCGAGAGAGAGAGCGAAAGCGAAGAAAGCGAGAGAGAGCGAAAGCGAAGAAGAAAAGCGAAAAGCGAAGAAAAGCGAAGAGAAGCGAGAAGCGAAGAGAGAGCGAGAAGAGCGAGAGAAGAGCGAGCGAGAGUGAGAGUGAGACUGUAG
Oncorhynchus masou masou (cherry salmon) is the source of this 465-nucleotide messenger RNA. RefSeq lists its product as uncharacterized. The transcript is spliced from 3 exons. Lineage: Eukaryota; Metazoa; Chordata; Actinopteri; Salmoniformes; Salmonidae. The record is from RefSeq and is a predicted model, not a curated record. The annotation marks the transcript as partial.